AUGAACACUGGAAAUGCCACAUGCGAAGGAAAUUGCCAAGGUUUUAAUACUAGAAGUGUUUCUGCAAACGAUGGAAAGCCAAAAACUUACGGUAGUGUUUGUGAUGAGAAGGCUGAAUGUGCUUGCUAUGGUAAAGCAACUGAUCAAAAAAAACAAAAGAAAACCAAAGACAAAUCGACCAAAGCAACUGAUACAGAUAGUCCAAAACCUAUCAAAUCUUCUGACAAAACCACACCAACUGGAGUUGACCGUAAUACUUCAAUGAGCCCAAAGGAUAAAUCGAUUCCAGAAUCUGCUAGUAAAAGUCCAAUACUUGACCCUAAAUCUAAUGUUAAAUACCCUAGUUCAACAAGUCCCCCAAGUUCAAAAACUCCCCCGAAUUCAAUAUGUCCCCCAAGUCCAACAUGUCCCCCAAGUCCAACUUGUCCUCCAAGUCCAACAUGUCCUCCAAGUCCAACAUGUCCUCCAAGUCCAACAUGUCCCCCAAGUCCAACGUAUCCCCCAAGUCCAAUAUGUCCCCCAAGUUCUAUAAGUAAACCAAAAGAAUCCACAAUGCCUAAAUCUGAUAGUGAAAGUACAAAAUCUUCCUUGAGUCCUAAAGAUUCGUCAAGACCAAAAACUGACAGCCAAGGCACACCUUCUUCAGGCUCUAGUAUUGAACCUACUGACAAAACCCCUAAAGUGAAAGUGGGCAAAAAGACUAUUUUGGAUCCUAAAGAUCUUCCGAAAACUGGUAGUCAAAAUAUAAAACUAGGUUCUGAAAUGGAUAUUGAAAUUCCUGGCAAAAUCCCAAAAGUUAAAGUCGGCAAAAAGACUAUUUUGGAUCCUAAAGAUCUUCCGAAAACUGGUAGUCAAAAUAUAAAACUAGGUUCUGAAAUGGAUAUUGAAAUUCCUGGCAAAAUCCCAAAAGUUAAAGUCGGCAAAAAGACUAUUUUGGAUCCUAAAGAUCUUCCGAAAACUGGUAGUCAAAAUAUAAAACUAGGUUCUGAAACGGAUAUUAAAGUUCCUGGCAAAAUUCCAAAAGUUAAAGUUGGUGAAAAGACUAUUUUGGAUCCUAAAGAUCUGUCUUUUUCAAAAACUGGUAGUAAAAAUAUAAAACUUGGCUCUGAAACGGAUAUUAAAGUUCCUGGCAAAAUUCCAAAAGUUAAAGUUGGUGAAAAGACUAUUUCGGAUCCUAAAGAUCUGUCUUUUUCGAAAACUGGUAGUAAAAAUAUAAAACUUGGCUCUGAAACGGAUAUUAAAGUUCCUGGCAAAAUUUCAAAAGUUAAAGUUGGUGAAAAGACUAUUUCGGAUCCUAAAGAUCCGUCAACCCCGAAAACUGAUAGGGAAAGUACUGACAAAACUGGUCCGGUAAAGAAAACUUCAUCGAGACGAAAGGAUAAGAAGAGCAAAACUUCAUUAGCUCCAACUGAUCAGAAGGAAUCAUCAAGUCCAAGAGAUCAAUUUACCCCAAAAGUUGAAGGUGAAAUCCCACCAACUGGUAAGAAAGCUUCAAUAAGUCCCACGGAUUCAGCAAGGCGAAAAUCUAGUAGUAAAAGUCGAAAAAGCAGCCCUAAGAAAACUCCAAUAGUAAAUCCUGCACAAAUUGUACAAAAUCCUGUUCUUAAGCUUAGUUGUGGAUGGAUUGAUCACAAAAAGCUGAUGAAAUUGCGAUCAGAAAUGUCUGUCGAAACAUCAGGGUUCAAAGCAUGUAAAAGAAAACGUAAACCACCACCAAUAGACCGCUCAGUUGAAUUGGACUUCGAAGAAGCAGUCAAGUAUUAUACAACUAAAAAUCCGCAUCUAUUCAGUGACUUGAUACAAAAGAGUUUAGAAGGCACAGUUUAUGAAGAACAACCUGAAAAACCUGCGCUUACAAAAUCGGAAAGGGCAAAGAGCAUCUUUAAGAAAUUAUUACCAAAAUCCAAACCACUGGACCCAGAACCACCAAUAGAAGAAAUUCAAGAAUUGUGCGAAUGCCCUUACGGACGAAUUCCUCCACCUAUAGGAUACCACCCUAUUCCUGCUAUACCUCCCAGACAAUUAGCUAAAUUGUAUCCAAAACGCGGCUUAAAACUUAGUGUUGGUGUUAAACACAAAAAGAUCAUUAACAAUUUGAAUCGUAGUCCUGAAGUGGAAUGUGGCUGCUAUAAUGAAAUUUCACUUGCUGAAGGCCAGUGGUGGAGAACUUUCAAGUGGCCAAAGAAUCCAUCAAGCUCGAGAAUUUGGCGUAGAAGCCUUAAAACCGAAAGUGGAGCUGCAGCUGAUAAUGAUGUUAUUUGUUUAUGCGACACAGAUGGCGAAUAUUCAAAAACAAGUCCAAAUGGUGAAGUAAUUUGUGAGUGCAAUGAAGUAGAAGACAACUAUUCAACUUUUAAAAGUACUGAGGAUUCUGAAAUCGAGCCGUAUCCUGCCAGGGAUAAACUGCAACCAAUAUUGUGUGAUCCCCUAAAAAACAUGCACCAGAACAAAAUGGCACAACUACUACCGCAGCCGUGCCUUGCCACGGGUAAAACGCAAUCAAUAUUGUGUGAUCCUCAAAAAAAUACACAACAGAACAAAAUGGCACAGCUACCGCCGCAGCCGUACCCUGCCACAGGGAAACUGCAAUCAAUACAGUUUGAUUCUCAAAAAAACACGCAACAGAAUAAAAUGGCACAACUACCACCGCAGACGGGCCCCGCCACGGAUAAACUGCAACCAGUACUCUUUGAUCCCCAACAAAUCACGCAACAGAACAAAUUGGCACAACUACCACCGCAAGUGCCGCUAAUACCGCCACAAGUAUUGUCGCAAGUUCCGGUACAAGUACUGCUGGAGAUACCGCCUAAAUCAGUCAGACAAAAUCCAGUAGUGAAGCUUGAUUGUGGAUGGAUCGAUUAUAAAAAUUUGAUGAAAAUGAGAUCAGAUCUCUCUAUUGAAACAUCAGGCUUUAAGGCAUGUAAAAGAAAACCAAAACCACCACCAAUAGAUAGGUCAGUUGAAUUAAAUUUUGAAGAAGCAGUCAUGUACUACACGAGUAAAAAUCCGCAUCUGUUCCGUGAUUUGGUGCAGCAGAGCUUAGAAAAUCCUAUUGACACUGAUGGUAAAGUAAAAAAACAACAUGAAGUAAAAAAAGAAUUAUCUACGGCAAGGAAAAUAUUUAAUAAAUUCAAACCAAAAGUGAAGCAAGAGGAACCAGUGCCACCGCAACACGAAUAUGAAGAGUUGUGCGAAUGCUCUUACGGAUGCAUUCCUCCACCGAUAGAGUACAUACCUGUGGCUGCUUUAUCUCGGAAACAGCGAGAUAAAUUGUAUCCAAAAGGCUUAAAACUUCACUUUGGUGGUAAAGGCUCUCUUUCACGAGGGCUCGCUGAUAUCUGGCCUUAA
Molecule: messenger RNA, 3348 nt
Organism: Spodoptera littoralis (African cotton leafworm)
Lineage: Eukaryota; Metazoa; Arthropoda; Insecta; Lepidoptera; Noctuidae
Source: the annotation of a GenBank genome assembly